This is a messenger RNA of Pygocentrus nattereri (red-bellied piranha), 2899 nucleotides long. It is a transcript of the gene ift80, whose product is annotated as intraflagellar transport 80 homolog (Chlamydomonas). Gene Ontology annotation, biological process: cilium assembly. Gene Ontology annotation, cellular component: intraciliary transport particle B; centrosome; cilium. The record is from RefSeq and is a predicted model, not a curated record. The coding region runs from base 161 to 2494 and encodes 777 amino acids. Lineage: Eukaryota; Metazoa; Chordata; Actinopteri; Characiformes; Serrasalmidae. Gene Ontology annotation, molecular function: protein binding. The transcript is spliced from 20 exons.
UAGCAACGAGAUUUAGCUCCAGAAGGAGAAGUAGUUUCGUCAGCUAACCUCGUCGUUUUUCUCCGUUUUUGUUUCAAUUCGCUGGAGAACACAGACUUGAGGAGUUGACGAAGACAACGGAGUUGUAACACCACCUAGGGUUUGGAUUCGCGGCGACAAAAUGAGAUUCAAAACUUCUCUGCUGAAGGAGCCGAAGCAUACAGAAUUGGUCAGCUGUGUGGGCUGGACCACAGCUGAUGAACUAUACUCCUGCAGUGAAGACCAUCAGAUAUUAAAAUGGAAUCUGCUUACAAAUGAGACCGUUGUGGUGGUGAAACUCCAGGACGACAUCUACCCCAUUGACCUGCACUGGUUUCCCAAGACUGUCGGUGGGAAGAAGCAAGCUGCCGCAGAAAUCUUUGCACUCACCAGCACUGAUGGUAAGUUCCAUUUGGUCUCUAAAAUGGGGCGCAUUGAAAAGAGCGUGGAAGCCCAUCGCGGAGCUGUGCUGGCGGGCCGCUGGAACUAUGAUGGAACUGCUCUCAUCACAGCUGGCGAGGAUGGACAAAUCAAGAUCUGGUCUAAAAGUGGGAUGUUGAGGUCCACUUUGGCCCAACAAGGAUCUCCAGUGUACUCUGUAGCUUGGGGUCCAGACUCCGACAGGAUACUUUAUACAUUUGGUCGCCAGCUCAUCAUCAAACCGCUGCAGCCCAGCUCCAAAGUUUUGCAGUGGAAAGCUCAUGAUGGCAUUAUUCUCAAGGUGGACUGGAAUUCCAUGAAUGACUUGAUUUUGUCUGGAGGUGAAGAUUGUAAAUACAAGGUGUGGGACAGUUAUGGACGGUUGCUCUACUCCUCCUCCUCUAAUGACUACCCCAUCACCUCUGUGGCCUGGGCGCCUGAUGGUGAAGUUUUUGCCAUGGGCUCCUUCAACACCCUCCGACUGUGUGACAAGACAGGGUGGUCAUAUGCUCUAGAGAAACCAAACACAGGCAGCGUGUUCAGUCUGGCCUGGUCUGCUGAUGGCACCCAGCUGGCAGGGGCAUGUGGGAAUGGACAGGUCAUCUUUGCUCACAUUGUGGAGCAGCGUUGGGAGUGGAGGAACUUUGAGGUCACUCUUACCAAGAGACGCGCUAUGCAGGUAAGGAAUGUGCUGAACGAUGCUGUGGACAUCCUGGAUUUCAGGGAUCGGGUCAUUAAAGCAUCACUGGCUCAUGGUCAUCUGGUAGUGGCCACCUCUCUCCAGUGCUCUGUUUACAGCACUAAAAACUGGAACACACCGCUGAUCUUUGACCUGAGAGAAGGCACGGUCAGUCUGAUCCUCCAGGCUGAGAGGCAUUUUCUAUUGGUGGACGGAGGAGGCAUCUACGUGUACUCAUAUGAGGGGCGUCUGGUGUCCACUCCCAAGUUUCCUGGCAUGAGGACAGACAUCCUGAACGCACAGUCCGUCUCACUAAGCAAUGAUACCAUCGCAAUACGGGACAAGACUGAUGAGAAAGUUGUCUGUCUGUUUGAUGCUCAAACGGGAAAAGCCUUUGGUGAUGGAAAGCCUUUAACACAUAAGAUGGAAGUGAUGGAAAUCGCUCUUGACCAGUGCGGGCCCUCUAGUGACAGGAAGAUCGCCUUGAUUGACAAGAACCGCGACCUUUACCUGACCUCUGUGCGCAGGCUGGGCCGAGAACACAGCAUGCACAAGAUCGGCACUAUGGUUCACACUAUGGCCUGGAAUGACUCAGCCAACAUCCUGUGUGGAAUCCAAGACAACCAGUUCGCUGUGUGGUAUUAUCCCAGUGCUGUGUGUGUAGACAAGGAUCUGCUUCCAAAAACACUUUUCACCAAAGAUGGCAGCGAGUUCAGCCGCACACCACACAUCCUGAACUAUGUGGGCACGCAGGUGACUGUGAGGCGGGCUGACGGCUCUUUGGUCUACAGCAGUGUGUCUUCUUACCCCACUCUACUGCACGAAUACACAGGCAGCGCCCGCUGGGAGGACGCCCUCCGCCUCUGCCGCUUUGCCAAGGAUCAGACGCUGUGGGCGUGUCUAGCCGGCAUGGCCUUGGCUAACAGAGAGCUGACCACAGCAGAGGUGGCCUAUGCAGCCAUCAGAGAGGUGGACAAGGUGCAAUAUAUAAACUUCAUUAAGGAAUUGCCCUCUAAAGAAUCCUCUCUGGCCCACAUGCUGCUCUUCAGUGGACAUGUGCAAGAGGCUGAAGCAACACUCCUACAGGCAGGCCUCAUAUACCAGGCCAUUCAGAUCCACAUUAACCUCUACAACUGGGACAGAGCACUGGAACUGGCAGUAAAGCACAAAACCCAUGUGGACACCGUCCUUGCUCACAGACAGAGGUUUUUGCAAGACUUUGGCAAAAAAGAGACCAACAAAAGAUUCCUGCAGUACUCUGAAGGGGUGGAGGUGGACUGGGAGAAGAUCCAGGCCAAGAUUGAGAUGGAACUAGCCAAAGAGAGAGAGCGAGCAGCGAACCCGUCCGUCAGGAGCAGUAUGGCCUCGCACCGCUGAACACAUUUGCCAGCGUCCCUCGCAGCUGAUCUGAGACCAAAAUCCUGGCACUGCAGUAAAUAGAACCUGACUCACCUGACUUGAGUACCUAGCUAAUUCAGCUGCCUGCACCAUCUAUGUCCACCAAGAGAAUGUAAAUAUUAACGGAAUAUUCCAAUGCUUUUCUGAUUAAUCUGUAUGUGCUGCAUCUGUAGCACAUUAUCAAUUUUUUUAGAGAUGUUCAUGUACCUGAACAGAAACCCUGUUAACUGAAAAUAUGCACACAAUAGGCCAAUGGGCAGAUGGUGAAGCAAGCAGCAGUCAUCUAUGCGAUAUAGAUGCCGCAGAUUCAAUUACAGUACUGUGCAAAAGUUAAGACACCACGCUUCGUUUGUUUAAUUUCCAAUAAAAACGGUCAAUACGUUA